This is a messenger RNA of Vanessa atalanta (red admiral), 2485 nucleotides long. RefSeq names its product serine/threonine-protein kinase VRK1 (gene ball). Gene Ontology annotation, molecular function: protein serine/threonine kinase activity; ATP binding. Gene Ontology annotation, cellular component: cytoplasm; nucleus. Lineage: Eukaryota; Metazoa; Arthropoda; Insecta; Lepidoptera; Nymphalidae. The transcript is spliced from 6 exons. The record is from RefSeq and is a predicted model, not a curated record. Bases 170 to 1834 code for a protein of 554 amino acids. Gene Ontology annotation, biological process: peptidyl-serine phosphorylation; signal transduction.
UCAACAACGACGCUCAUUUUUGUUUGAUUAAUCUAAUAUUAUAUUAAUUGUUUAAAUAUUAGAUCAGCAACAAUAUAUUAAGUUCGUUUUAAUUUAAAAUAUAUAUAAUUGUGGUAGAACUUAGUAAUAUAUGAAUAAUUCAAAGUGAGAUAAUUUCUUUAACUUCAAAAUGAACGGAAGGGCGAAAAAAGCGGCUCAGCCAAAGAAAAAAGCAAAUGGAUAUAAAAUGCCAGCACCUAUCCCUGUUGGCGAGGUGAUAAAUGAUACGAUAUCUAAAAAGAAAUGGCGCAUCGGCCCUUCGAUAGGUGUUGGCGGCUUUGGUGAAAUAUAUUCAGCAUGCGAACACACCAGUUCACCGAAGAAAACCUCUAGUUACCCAUAUGUAGUUAAAAUAGAACCACAUGAAAAUGGCCCGCUCUUUGUAGAAAAACAUUUUUAUAUAAGGAAUGCUAGCAAAGAUGAGAUUGCCAAAUUUAUGAAGGCAAAGAAAUUGACUACACUAGGUAUGCCAUCCUUCUACGGUAAUGGUUCCCAUGAAUACAAAGGUGAAAAAUACAGGUAUUUAGUUCUAGAGAGGUAUGGCAAAGAUGUCUGGAGCCUUUUCAAAGAAGCUGGAAGGUGUUUCCCACCAGCUACUGUCUUCCAAUUAGGAUUACAAAUGCUAGAUGUGCUAGAAUACAUACACAGUAAAGGCUAUGUCCAUGCAGAUAUAAAAGGAGCUAAUAUUCUUAUGGGUCUCAAGAAAGGAACGGAGAACCAGGCAUAUCUUGUGGACUUUGGUCUCGCCACGAGGGUCAAUGAGAAGGAGUUCAAACCUGACCCUAAAUGUGCCCACAAUGGAACCAUUGAAUAUACAAGCCGUGAUGCACAUUUAGGAGUGGCUACUAUGAGAGGAGACCUUGAGAUACUCGGCUACAACAUGCUGCAAUGGCUGGUCGGGGAACUGCCUUGGGAGAAAAAUUUGAAACAACCGAAAUCUGUUCAAAACUUCAAAGAGACAUUCAUGAAAAACAUCCGAAAUGAAAUAAAACAAUUCACAAAUGUACCUGAAGCUCUGAUCAAAUACUUUGAGUACAUCAACUCCUUGAAACCAAAAGAUAAUGUAGAUUAUACAAAGUGUCGACAGUUGUUUGAAAGUUAUCUUAAAUCAGAAGGAGUAACAAAAACGAGUAAAAUGGAAUUCAUACAAACCAAAAAACGAAAAGCGACACGAGUGGACGAUAAAAAUAACGAUGAAGAACUAAACUCUGAUGAAGAAACGACACAAAAAGUGCUCAAAAAGAAUACAGCAAAACAAAACGGCGACAUAAAAUUAAUAAAACGACGUAAAAAAGCACCAACGAAGCCAGUUGUCACCGAAGAAAACUCUGAAAACGAAGAACCAGAUGAAAGUAUAGAAAAAAUCCCAACACGAUCUAAGAAAAGGAAAUCAGUAGAACCGGCUGUGCUGGUAAAAGUGAAAAAGACGAAGAUGGCGCCGAAAGCAACGCCGCCUGCAAAGAAAAACCACGCAAAUAUUUCGACACAAACGUCUGCUGAGAAACCAAAAGUUAAUUCGAGACAAGUUUCUUUUGAUAGUCCCAUUUGUGAAAUUAUAGGAGAAAAGAAACAAAUAAGAGGUAUUAAAAUCAGCGAAUCUCCAAAUUCGAGCGGAGACAUAUUUGAUGACUCGUUUACAAUCGAAGAAAAACGGACGAGAUCGAAAAAGAUCUUACUCUCGGAUGAGGAGGUGACGGUUAAGAGAGUAGUGAAGAAAAAAGUGACUUUAAAGCCCAAAGGGAAGUCGUGGAAGAAUACGCCCGCUGUACUUAAUGGACGAUCGCCACCGAAGUAAUUGUGCCAUAACAAGUAGUACUUAUUUUUUUUACGUUUCAUAUAAAUUGCCAUAAUCAAUUUCCAUUCCCACCAAAAAUAUCACAAAUAUUAAACCGAAAUAUGAUUAUAAUCGUUAUAAGAGACACAUUUGUGUUUAAGUAAUAUACUUUUUUUAAUAAUACAUAGUAAAAUGCAGAUGGCAGCGAUGAAGACGAGGAUUUGUUUGGCAUUUAUAUUUUCAUUAAAUUUUACAAUAUUAGAAAAUAACUGAUUUUCUUUAUUGUUGGAAAAUUCUAAAUUAAUAGUGUUUUUGCCGGAUCGUGCAUAAGUUUACGUUGAUUGUAUUGUUUUUAUCGUGUAGUUAGUUAAUUUUUGAAUGAGUUGUGUAUUUUUCGCGCCAAUAAAGAAUGUUUGACAUCAAAUGCGUUGACUUAAGUGAUUGAAAUAUCGUUCAACUAUUUCUCAUAUAUUUAGGAGAAAUAGUAUUCUUAGUGAGUUUAUUUAAAAAAAGACAUGAAUAAGUAAUGAAAUAGGUAGAGCUUAAUUUAUUGGCGGGGAAUUUAAUUGUUUGAUAUGUUUAUGAUGCAUUUGAAAUUGUUGCUUUUAUCUAAUGUAUGUAUUUGCUCAGGUUUCUAUGUUAUCAUGUAAAAUAAACAGUAUUUUUAAAAUG